AUGGAUACCGAAUUGGCAGAAAAGUUAACGGCACAUGAGAAGCUUCUCGCCGAUGUGACAAACACAUUCUGGAUAUUCUUCGUGUUCUAUGUUGUCGCUUCUUUGGCAUGGAUUGCAAUAUGUUUUUGCAAUUAUCAAAGAGAAAUUCGAAAUGUUGAGAAGAAGAUCCAUGAGAACGAAAUCGCCCGAUCAUUAGAAUUAGAGUAA
Caenorhabditis bovis is the source of this 207-nucleotide messenger RNA. The record is from the annotation of a GenBank genome assembly. Lineage: Eukaryota; Metazoa; Nematoda; Chromadorea; Rhabditida; Rhabditidae.